Messenger RNA from Plasmodium gaboni, 5304 nucleotides. RefSeq lists its product as hypothetical. The transcript is spliced from 14 exons. Lineage: Eukaryota; Apicomplexa; Aconoidasida; Haemosporida; Plasmodiidae. The record is from RefSeq and is a predicted model, not a curated record. Gene Ontology annotation, cellular component: late endosome; endolysosome membrane. The coding region runs from base 1 to 5304 and encodes 1767 amino acids. Gene Ontology annotation, biological process: endosome to lysosome transport; endosomal transport; regulation of autophagosome maturation.
AUGUGGAAUGUUUUUAAUUUCAAUAAUAUUGAUGAUAAAUUAAAAAAUUUUAAAAAUGAAAAAGAAAUAUAUACUCACGAAGAUUUAAGAUAUUACUUUGAGAAGUUGGUGAAAAUAAAUUUGAACAAUGUUAAUGUAAAUAACUUCAUAGAAUUAAUAAGAAAAAUUACUCAAAUAACAAUAUGGGGAGACAAAUAUGAUGAUCAAAUUUUUCAAUACUUUUGUGAGGACAACAUCUUUAACCACUUCAUUUAUUUACUGAAGCAGAAAAUAAAUAAAAAUAUCAGGAUACAAAUAUAUCAGUCACUUACUAUGUUAAUACAGAACAUACAAAAGGACAUAUCUUUAUAUUAUAUAUUCAGCAACAACAAAAUAAACAAUUUAAUUUAUACUACUUUUAUUUAUCAAGAUGAUGAAAUUAUGCCAUAUUAUAUUUCAAUGAUUAAAUCAAUUUCUUUUUUUUUGAAUUAUCAUACCUCCAAGUUCUUUUUUAACGAAAAGAGUAUGAAGUUUCCGUUAUAUACAGAAUCAUUGAGGCUAUACAAAUUUAAUGAUAUAAUAACUAGGACAUACGUUAAAAACAUCAUUCUUAAUAUACUUAAAAUUGAUGAUGAAGGUAUAGAAAAUUUAAUUUUGUUAAGGUCAUCCUUUUUUACAAUCCUAGUAUGUUAUUUAAGAAAUAAUUUAAUAAAGAUGAAUAAAAUAUAUACCAAAACCAAAGAAUCCAAAAAGUUAAAUAAACAUUUCAAUAAUUAUCUAGAAGAAAUUGAUGAUGUUUUAUAUUUUUUUGAAGAUAUGCUUAAUUGCGAAAAAAAAAGAAUCAAUGAUAUGUUAAUAGUAAAACUUAUAAUUUAUUUUUAUUUUCCAAUAAUUGGUUCUUUUCAUAACUCCAUAUAUUUUCAUGGAGUACAUCCUGAAAGUGAUAGUAAUAUGUGUAAUCAUUCAGAGAAACGAGAAGAACAAAAUAUAUUCAAGAAGGAUAUUAAUAGUAAUGAUAUAAACGAGGAGCAACUUAAUUAUGGUAGUCUUGAUUAUGUCUAUUUUUCUAGCAAUGGUAAAGAUGGUACCUCAAAACAAGUUCAUAUGAAUCAUGCAAAAAAAAAUGACACAAAUGAAGAGGAUAAAAAUAAUUUGGAAGAAAAAAAAAAAAAUUUGGAUGAUAAAAAUAAUUUGGAAGAAAAAAAUAAUUUGGAAGAAAAAAAUAAUUUGGAAGAUAAAAAAAAUUUGGAAGAUAAAAAAAAUUUGGAUGAUAAAAAAAAUUUGGAUGAUAAAAAAAAUUUGGAAGAUAAAAAUAAUGUAACAGAUGAUAAAAAAGAUCAAAAACAGAAAAAUACGCAUAAGAAUGAAAAAGUUGCAACAGAUUCACAUAACGAAAAAAAAAAGAAAGAAGUUGUUUUUAAAUUAAACGAACAAAAUGAUAAUGAUAUGAUGGAUUAUCAAAAUAAUAAAAGUAUAAAAGAUGAUGAUAUUAAUAAUAAUAAUAAUAGUAAAGAUGAAAAAGAUAAAAAUGAUAUAAUUUAUACUAAUCCUGAAAUAUCUUUAGAAAACAUUGAACUAUUCAAUUCAUAUAAUAUUCCCUUUUUACGAUUAGUUGAUAAUAAUUUUAUAAAUUGUAAAAAUUAUGAUUUUUGUAAAAGCUUGUCCUCAUCAAAUGACUCUUCUAUGAAUUCUAACAUAAGCUACAUUGAAAGAGAGAAGGAUGAAUAUUUAUUUCUUAAUGAAGAAAAUAUAAACAAAACAGAAAGUUUAACAAAUGAAGAUAAUAAUAAUACAAAUAAAAAUGACGCGAACAAAAAGAAUGAAAGUAAUAAUAAUAAUAAAAAAAAAGAAAAAAAAAGUGAAAAUGCAUAUGAAUUUUUGUACUUUAAAGGAAGAUUAAAUGUUAGGAGACAAAAAGAUAAUGAUAAAAAUAAAACAGAAGCUAAUAAAAAAAAACAAGUGGAUAAUGAAACAAACAAUGUAAAAAAUAAUAAUGUGAUUGAUCAAUAUAAUAGUGAUUCUAAUUUUAUAAAAGAAAAUGAUUUAAAAGAUUAUUAUUUUAAAAAAAGAGAAAAAAAAAAUAUAUUCAUUCAAUUAAAUUCACGAAAUGGAAUAUUACAUAAAAAAAAAAAUAAAAAUAAUAACACACAUUUGAACAAUAAUUCUGUUAAUAAUAAUGAAGAAUUCUGUGAUAUAAAUAAUUUUAUAAAUAAUAAAGAAUUUAUAAAAGAUAUUAAACAAAAUAAUUUAUAUGAUUCAUGUUAUGUAGAAAUACCAACGCUCCAAAAAAAAAUUACUUUUGAUGAAAAUAUUAAUAAUGAUAUAUAUAAUUAUUUAUUUAAUUUCAAUUGUUUUACAUUAAAUGCAUUAAAUUUUUAUAACCAUAAUAUUAGUAUUACAAAUGUUUUCUACAAUAUUUUUAAAGUGGGCUUAUGUUUCCAUCCAUUGUGUUAUGUAAACUCCUUUAAAAAUUUCUCUUUAUUAUAUAAUUAUCUUAUAAAUACCAACCUUUCUUUAUUUGUACUUAUCAGAUCAUUGAAUAUACUUAAAAAUGAUAAAAUUAAUAAAAUCGUAUAUUCACUAAUUUUUGGGGAACAAAUUAAUGAAUAUUUUUUACAUAAAAUUUUAUCAGUUGAAUUAAAGGAUCCUUAUUUUUAUGCAUAUUUUUUUGAUGCACAUAAAAAAAUGAAUAUCAAUAAAAAUGCAAAUGAUGAUAUGGAAUUUGAAGAUAUUUACACAUCUUCUAUAGAUUACUUAUUGCCUGAAUAUAACAAGGAAGAAGAAGCUUCCUGUUUAAAUCUAAUUAAUAAAUAUUAUAAUAAUAUGGUUACAAAAAUGCCACCCUGUUCUAUCGAAAAUCAUAAAGGAGAACACGAAGAAAAAAAGGAAACCAAAAAAAUUGUUGGUGAGGAAAAAAAGGAAAUUGAAGAAAAUAAAGAAAAGGAGAAUAAAAAGACAGAUGAUGAAAAUAAGGAGAAUAAGGAGGAAGUUGUUGUGGAUAAAGAAAUUAAGAAGGAAUCUGAUGAAGAUAAGGGUAUUAUGAAGACAGAUGAUGAAGAUAAGGAGAUUAAGAAGGAAGCUGAUGAAGAUAAGGAGAAUAAGAAGGAAGCUGAUGAAGAUAAGGAGAUUAAGAAGACAGAUGAUGAAGAUAAGGAGAAUAAGAAGACAGAUGAUGAAGAUAAGAAGAAUAAGAAGGAAACUGAUGAAGAUAAGGAGAUUAAGAAGGAAGCUGAUGAAGAUAAGGAGAAUAAGAAUGAAGUUGAUGUAGAUAGGGAGGUUAAGAAGACAGAUGAUAAAGAUAAAGAUAAGGAGAAUAAGAAUGAAGUUGAUGUAGAUAGGGAGGUUAAGAAGACAGAUGAUAAAGAUAAGGAGAAUAAGAAUGAAGUUGAUGUAGAUAAGGAUAAUAAGAAGACAGAUGAUGAAAAUAAGGUGAUUAAGGAGUCAAAUGAUGAAGAUAAUGAGAAUAAGAAUAAAGUUGAUGGGGAUAAGGAUAUUAACAAGACUGAUGAUGAAAAUAAGGUGAUUAAGAAGACAAAUGAUGAAGAUAAUGAGAAUAAGAAUAAAGUUGAUGUAGAUAAAGAGAUUAACAAUACUGAUGAUAAAGAUAAGCAGAAUAAUAGUACCUGUCAGGAACAAAAAGAAAAAGAACUAAUCGUUAAAAAUGGAAAGAAAGAUGAAACAAACGUCCAUAAAGAAAAGGAACAGGAAGAAUGCAAAGAUAAGGACGUUCAAGAAGAGGGAAAUAAAGAAAAGGAGUUGAAGGAUCAAGAAAAUAAAGAACAUAUUAACCAAAAGGAUAAUAAAAAAAAGGAUAUAUUGGAUCAAAAUUCUAAAGAGAAAGAUAUAAAUGAAGAAGCAACUGUGUUAGAAGAAGAAAAAAAACAGACUCAGAUAAAUUCUAUGAAAGAAAGUGAAAAUAUUGGUGAAAUAGAAAAAAAUUUAACAAGUAAUAGCAUAAUGAGAUAUAACGAAUUAAGUAACCCAAUAUUACUUAAUUUUAUGUUACUUACUAAUAUACAAAAAGAGAAGAAUAUUAAAAAAUGUGAAAAAGAUAAUAUUAAAAAUAAAAUAUCAGAUAUAUAUUUAUUGUUAAGUAUCCAGUUUAUUUAUAAUUAUUUAAAUACAUCAGAUGACGAUUUGAAUAAUAUGAAUAUUUCUUUUUUUAAAGUGUCUAAUUAUAAUUUUUUAUAUAUUUAUUGGAACAUUAUAAAUGUCCAUAUAAAUAAUUUAUACUUACGAAUUCUUACAUUGAAAUUGUUAGUUAAUUUGACAUUAUUGUAUGUUCAGAAAAUAAAGGAUAAAAAUGUGUGUGCCGAAUUUGUAACACCAUUAUUAUCGUUAAUGGAAAAGAUUAAGAAAAAAUUGGCAAAUAAAAUUAAAAGCAUUAUAUGCAAAAUGGAAUAUAAAGUGUGUCAAAUAUUUUGGGAGGAAUCUAAAAUAUAUGAAAAUUGUUGUCAAGAAAAAAUAAAUAUAUGUGGAGACUCCAUAUUAAUGAAUAUCGUUAAUGAAGCAGAAGAAUUUGAGGAUUAUCACUUUCUCUCGUAUCCCGUGUCUCAAAUAGAAAUAUACAGAAGAAAUGUUCAUGCCUUAUUUGUUUUAAACGGUUUCUCUAGCCAACUUCAGGAUAUAAUAUCAAACACAAAAAUUGACCCAAUGAAGUCAGUGCCCUUUGAUUUUAGUUACAAAGACGCAACAGCCUUAAUAGACAUAAAAAAUAAAAAUACAAUUAAAUGCUUCUUAAAAAAUAAUAACAAAAUUUUUAAUUGUUAUUAUAUAGAAGAUAAAACCAAUUUUUUAUUAUGCAUUCCAUCUAAUAGUCACGUAAAUGAAGCUCUAAUUAUUUUUAGCUAUCCGUUAAUGUUAAUCGAUUUAUAUAUAGACAAAAAUGAUAAUAAAAAGUUGAUAGUUCAUGCUUACAGUUAUAACAAUGAAGAGAAUAAUGUUGAUGAGUCAGUUAUCACAACCUUUAAUAAUUCUGAAAAAAUAUUUAAUAACAAUAAUACAUAUGACAGUAAUUAUGUUAAUAUAGUAAGAUGUUAUAGUUCAAAUAAUGAUGAUAACAUAUCUGACGAAAAUGUUAAAAUUCAUAAAAAUGAUUAUAUCCUAAAUAAAUAUAGUUCAGCAUAUAAGAAGAAUAAAACUAUAACAAAUGUAAAAAAAGAGUGGUGCAUUAAGGAACUCAAUUUUAUGAAGAACAUUUUGAAGCUCAAUUUUUAUGAUACAACAAGAUCUCUUAUUGUAUACAAAGAAAUAAAAUCAGGUAUACAAAGUGUGAACGACAAAUACAAAAAGAAGCUGGAAGAAUAUCUGGAUACGUUUAAUUAA